GCUCCGUCACUCUCUCUCUCACUCUCUCUCGAUCGACUGUUUCCUAAAUUGUCAUCUCUGUCCGAUCCCAUCGGUUACAGCUGCAGUAGAGAGAAACCAAAGACCAAAAUCACUCACCAAAAAAAAAAAAGGAAUGGCGGGUGAGGAGAGAUGGUGUGUGGUGACGGGAGGGAGAGGGUUUGCUGCGCGGCAUUUGGUGGAAAUGCUUCUCACAUACGAUAUAUUCUCCGUCCGAAUUGCCGACUUGGGCCCCACAAUCGACCUACAACCAGUCGAGGAGAAGGGACCCCUCGGCCAAGCCUUGCGCUCUGGCCGCGCACUAUAUGUUCCCACCGAUCUCCGAAUCAAGGAGCAAGUAGUGAAAGCAUGUGAAGGAGCUGAGGCUGUGUUCCACAUGGCUGCGCCAAAUUCGUCUAUUAACAAUUAUCAGCUACAUCGUUCGGUAAAUGUGGAAGGGACAAAGAAUGUUAUAGAUGCUUGUAUUGAGGUAAAGGUAAAGAGAUUGAUUUAUACUAGCUCUCCUAGUGUGGUCUUUGAUGGGGUUCAUGGGAUUUUCAACGGGGAUGAAUCAUUGGCGUACCCAGCUAAGCACAUAGAUUCAUAUUCAGCAACUAAAGCUGAAGGAGAGGCAUUGGUCAUUAAAUCGAAUGGGAUUAAAGGACUCUUAACAUGCUGCAUACGUCCUAGCGGCAUUUUUGGCCCUGGCGAUAAGUUGUUCGUUCCAUCUCUAGUUUCUGCUGCCAGGGCAGGGAAAUCGAAGUUCAUUAUUGGUGAUGGCAACAACAUUUAUGACUUCACUUAUGUUGAAAAUGUGGCACAUGCCCAUGUAUGUGCGGAGCGAGCUCUUGCAUCAGAAGGGAAGGUUGCAGAAAAAGCUGCAGGGCAGGCAUAUUUUGUUACCAAUAUGGAACCCAUAAAAUUUUGGGAGUUUAUCUCGCUUAUUCUUGGAGGUCUUGGUUAUGAAAGGCCAAGUAUUAAGAUCCCUGCCUUUGUAAUGAUGCCAAUUGCACAUUUGGUGGAUUGUACAUAUAGGCUGUUAGGUCCAUAUGGGAUGAAGGUUCCGCAGUUGACACCUUCAAGAAUAAAACUCCUCUCUUGCAGCAGAUCUUUCAAUUGUUCGAAAGCAAAGGAUCUAAUUGGCUACACACCCAUCGUAUCACUUCAGGAAGGUCUAAAGAGGACAAUUGAGUCAUACUCUUUCUUGAGGGCUGAACUUCCACCCAAAAGAGAAGGGCCUUCUAAAGCUUCCAUAUAUCUUGGAAGUGGAAUGGUUGCUGACACUUUACUCUGGAGGAAUAAAAAGCAGACACUUGCUGCUUUGUUAGUUUUGGUUGCAAUUUACUGCAACUUUGUAGCAUCUGGAUUUACCCUCCUGAGUGCCCUUUCAAAGCUUCUCUUGGUGACAUCAAUGUUCUUGUUUAUCCAUGGCUUUUUACCAGGAAAAAUAAUGGGAUAUACAGUUGAGAAAAUACCCGGGUCUUGCUUUCACUUGUCAGAAGAAAUGUCGAUAAGAGUUGCUUCGGCUGUGGCCUUAUCUUGGAAUGCUGCUGUUACUGUUUUGAAAUAUCUUUCGAAGGGGAAUGACUGGAUUUUGUUCCUUAAGGUUGUUCUCUCCCUACUGCUUCUUAGCUUCCUCGGAGCCAUUUCAAUUCAUGGAUUUUUUGUUAUAGGUCUUCCUGCUGCUUUUGUAGCCUUCUAUCUUUAUGAGAAAAAAGAGCAGGAAAUUGAUGCUAUGGUUCUGGAAACUCUGUCUCUUGGAUGCAAAUUAAAAUGCAAAAUUGUUGGAAAAUUUGUUACUUCCAAGAAGAUUGACAGCUAGUAGCCCACAUUUUCUUCACUAAGACGUGGUGCUAGGAUCUUCUGUUUCCUUGUUUGGACCAAUGUCCUUUUUUGGGAUAAAGUGAAGUACAGGGCCAUUUGCCUGAUAUUUUGAUGAUUUGAGAAAGGGCAUUGGCAUGACAGUGUUGUGUGAGUUGAGUACUAUUUGUGUCAGGCUUUGAGAAUUCUCUAGAAAAUAUGAGGUGCUUGAUAUGCUUGUGUA
This is a messenger RNA of Corylus avellana, 2041 nucleotides long. Its product is annotated as 3beta-hydroxysteroid-dehydrogenase/decarboxylase. Gene Ontology annotation, molecular function: oxidoreductase activity, acting on the CH-OH group of donors, NAD or NADP as acceptor. The record is from RefSeq and is a predicted model, not a curated record. Lineage: Eukaryota; Viridiplantae; Streptophyta; Magnoliopsida; Fagales; Betulaceae. Gene Ontology annotation, biological process: steroid biosynthetic process.